Molecule: messenger RNA, 717 nt
Organism: Sungouiella intermedia
Lineage: Eukaryota; Fungi; Ascomycota; Pichiomycetes; Serinales; Metschnikowiaceae
Source: the annotation of a GenBank genome assembly
AUGCUGGACUUGGAAGAGCCCGCUACAACGCUGCAGGACACCUUUAAAGAUGCUCAGGUCAAAGAAAUAGCGCAUAAUACUCUCUAUAUCAAUAAUUUGAAUGAAAAGGUGUCCCUUAACAAACUCAAACCAGUGCUCAACCUACUAUUCAGUAGAUAUGGCAAUGUCGUCCAGAUUACAGCACAUAAGAAUAUGAAAAUGAAAGGACAAGCUUUUGUUACUUACAAGGAUGCAUCAAGUACAGGAAGGGCCCUUCGAAAAUUGCAGGGACGCCCUGUUUUCAAGAAACCUAUCAAGAUAAGCUACGCCCAAACUGAAUCAGAUGAAUUUCACAAACUUUCAGGGAAGAUGGAAGCGAUUGAAAAACGAAAAGUGGCCAAAAAGCUACGUGAAGAAGAAAAGACAAAGAUGGUCGCCGAAAAGGCAUCGACUCCAGCAACACCAGGUGUUUUGACAAAAAACCAGAUCAAGCAAUGGAAAUCACUUCCUCCGCACAAUGUUUUACUUUUACAGAAUUUACAGGAGGAGCAACUUGUCAUGGAGUAUUUGGAGGGCAUUUUUGGUGGACAGGACGGGUUCGAGAGGGUCCGGUUGAUCAAAUUCCGUAAAUUGGCAUUCAUUGACUUCGAUCUGGAAGCAAAAGCUACCAAAUCCUUGGAGACGAUAGAUCCAACAAGCAUUGGGGCAGAAGUACUUCUAACAUAUGCCAAGAAAUAG